Rhopalosiphum maidis (corn leaf aphid) is the source of this 907-nucleotide messenger RNA. RefSeq names its product RNA exonuclease 4. Gene Ontology annotation, cellular component: nucleus. Gene Ontology annotation, molecular function: nucleic acid binding; 3'-5' exonuclease activity. Gene Ontology annotation, biological process: rRNA processing. The transcript has 3 exons. The record is from RefSeq and is a predicted model, not a curated record. Lineage: Eukaryota; Metazoa; Arthropoda; Insecta; Hemiptera; Aphididae. The coding region runs from base 159 to 755 and encodes 198 amino acids.
UCGCUGUCGAUGUAUAUUGUAUAGUCGACUGGAUUUAUUUUUAGCGUGGCAAAUGCCGACAACACUCAACACAGGCUUAGGUGCUGAUAAUAUAAGCGGAGCAAGGAUCUCUAGUCUAUAAUUAUUUUAUUUAAGUAUUUUUAAAUAAAAUUGCGUCAAUGAAUUCAGCUAAAGAAGUGUUGCUCAAUAAACCAGAAAAUGGUGAUGCAAAAUGCGUGAACAAUCAACAACAAUCAAAGAAAGAUAAAGAUGUUUUAGCGAUCGAUUGCGAAAUGGUCGGGAUUGGACAAAGAAGUGCAUUAGCUCGUGUUUCAAUUGUUAAUUCUAAGGGCGAAACUAUCUACGACAAGUUUGUCAAGCCCAGAGGAAAAGUUACAGAUUAUCGUACGCGGGUGAGUGGCAUUCGACCUCAAGACAUUGCAAACGGGGAGUUAUUUGCCAUAGUAAAAACAGAAGUCCAUCAAAUAGUCAAACAGAAAAUAUUGGUAGGCCAUGGACUAGAACAUGAUCUGGUAGUAUUGGAGUUAAACCAUCCCUUACAUUUGAUUAGAGAUACCUCAACGUACUGGAAUGUGAAGGAAAAUACAAAAGUUAGAAAGCCUAGUCUGAAACUACUGGCGUCACGAUUACUUGGAGUCAGUAUACAGGAUGGAGAACAUAGUUCAGUUGAAGAUGCUAAGGUAGCACUUCAGUUGUAUAUGAUGGUACGCAAAGAUUGGGAAAAUCGAUUUAUAAAAAAGUCGUCCCUGUCAUAAUCUCGAGAGGAAGCCGGGAUUUAGACUUUUGGGACAAAUCUUUUUGAUGCCUCUAUCAUUUUUUUAACACUAAUUAAAGUUUAAUUUUGAAUAAUUAUUUGAUUGUUUUUAAAAUAAUUUUACUUGAAAAAAAUUUUAAAAAGGGUCUAAUA